GUCGUACUUAGAAAAAAGGGGCAUAAGAAAUUUCUUCGUAAUUGCCAUAUGGAAAAAUUUCAGAUAAACUAAACUUCUUCUCCUAUUAAAUUCGAUUCAUUUAGCUAUAGCCAGUUAUACUAAUAGCCACACACAUUCAGUAAUGGCGCCAACUAGCGAAACCGAUGAUGAAAACUCCUCCACCGGAGAUUUCCUUCCCACUCUUCCAUUCGAGAUUGUGGCGGAAAUUCUCUCCAGGCUUCCAGUCAAGUUUCUCAUGCAACUCCAAUCCGUCUGUAAGUCCUGGAAAUCUCUUAUCUCCGAUUCAAAAUUCGCUAAGAAUCACCUUCGCUUGUCAACCACGCUCCACCGUCUUAUCUUAACCUUCAUCAAUACCUCACGCAAGCUCUCCAUCACAGAUUACCCUCUCUCCACCGUCUUUACCGAUGUAACUGCCACUGCCACACAGCUGAAUUACCCUCUCAACGAUCGAAACCGUUUUGAUGUUAUCGUUGGUUCUUGCCAUGGCAUCCUCUGUUUCGCACUCGAUGAAUGUUUCGCUCUUUUGCGGAACCCUUCAAUUAGGAAAUUUACUCAAUUGCCCUCUUUGGAUAUUCCUAAACGAGAGGGGAGUUACACAAUAUAUGGUUUUGGUUAUGAUCAUUUCAAUGAUACUUACAAGGUUGUUGCUGUUAAUUGCUUUGAAUCUGACACUGACAGCAAUGGUAGUAAGGUUUACAAAACUGAAGUUAAGGUCUAUACUUUGGGCACCGAUUAUUGGAGAAGGAUUCAGGAUUUUCCUUCCGGUGUUCCUUUUGAUAAUUCGGGAACAUUUGUUAGUGGAACUAUUAAUUGGUUGGCUGCUAAAGAUCCAUAUACUUCAUGGAUCAUUGUUUCUCUUGAUUUGGAGGAGGAAACUUAUCAAUACCUGUUGCAGCCAGAUUAUGGAGCGGUAACUGUGAAUAGUGUAACCUUAGGGGUGUUGAGGGAUUGCUUGUGUAUUCUUGCUCAUAGUGAUACGUUUUCAGACGUUUGGCUUAUGAAGGAAUAUGGAAAUAACGAUUCUUGGACUAAAUUGUUCCGAGUUCCUUACAUGGGAGAUGUUGGGUCAUGUCCUUAUACCAAGGCACUUUAUCUUACUGAGGAUGACCAAGUGUUGCUCAAGUAUCAAGCUGAGUUGGUUGUUUACAAUUCUAGAGAUGCAUGUAAUAAUGUAGAUACUAUGUUACGUCACUUGUGCAUGAGGUUUAUGAAGGUUUAUGGAUUAUUUUUUGUUAUUAGUCGAUGGAAUAUGUUUAAUGAGAAAUUGUUGUGCUAGGUUUAAUACUUUAAUUUAGUCAAUAGUUAGAGUUUUUUGCUUGUUCUUUAAUUGUG
This is a messenger RNA of Medicago truncatula (barrel medic), 1353 nucleotides long. Its product is annotated as F-box/kelch-repeat protein At3g23880. Gene Ontology annotation, molecular function: protein binding. The record is from RefSeq and is a predicted model, not a curated record. Lineage: Eukaryota; Viridiplantae; Streptophyta; Magnoliopsida; Fabales; Fabaceae. The transcript is spliced from 2 exons. The coding region runs from base 143 to 1297 and encodes 384 amino acids.